GCCCCAGUCCACCUCGAAUGCCUUGACCUUGGUCAAAAAUCCUCAGAAAGUAUAUUCCCACAUCUUAUCUGUCAAGAGUUCUUUCGCUUGUCUCUUGUCUCUCCCAUACUAUUGCACUGCUUCAGUUCUGUUGACCAGUUACUCGUUGCAUUCUUGACCCCGCCCGCGAACUAGGCCAUUGCACCAACAGAUUGAUUGGCACGGCACUGGAUCGCGCCUGUACGCACUUGAAUUACACUCCUGCCUCAGGUGACAAGCGAGAGCAAGAGAAAACGUACCAGGAUGCAGGCCCUUCGCGAGAAGCUCAAAGGUCAGCCUUGUCGACCCUCCAUGCCCGAACAGGUAGAUGAUUAUCCCCCUUCUAGAUUCCAAGCUGCACGAUGCCAAAAUCGAGGCCAUCCAUUUCAAGCACAAGAUUGGCAAGCUCAAGAACCUGGUCAACAAGAACCAUCGCCAUGACGAGGCGCAUGAACAAGAGACGGACCGGAAGAGGACGGCCAUCUGCGAGUCCCAUCGCUUCGAGUCCUUCUUCCCCGAGCGCGAAAACAACCGCAUCAAAUGGUAUGUCGAUGGUCGCGACUACUUCUGGGCCGUCUCGGUAGGUCUAGAAAAUGCUAAAGAGACCAUCUACAUUGCCGACUGGUGGCUAUCGCCCGAACUGUUCUUGCGCCGCCCUCCCUUUUUCAACCAAGAAUGGCGUCUUGAUCAAACCAUCAAGCGUGCCGCUGAGCGUGGGGUUCAAGUCUACGUGAUCGUCUACAAGGAGGUCCAGCAAGCCUUGACCUGUAACUCGGCCCAUACGAAGCAUGCCUUACGAGCACUUUGCCCCGAAGGCAGUCCUGGCCACGGGAAUAUCCACGUCCUGCGCCACCCGGACCACAAUGUGUUUGAGAACCUUGGUGACAUGACCUUCUACUGGGCGCACCAUGAGAAGUUUAUUGUUAUUGACUACCACCUUGCAUUCAUCGGAGGCCUAGAUCUCUGCUAUGGGAGGUGGGAUCUCCGUCAGCAUCUUUUGGCGGAUGUCCACCCCUCGGGAGUGGUCAAUGAAAUCUUCCCAGGACAAGACUUCAAUAACAACAGAAUCAUGGACUUCCACACGGUGGAGGAUUGGUCGAACAACGAGCUCAACAAGACCGACUACGGCAGAAUGCCAUGGCAUGACGUCGCAAUGGCUCUCAUCGGCGAGUCUGUGUUAGACAUUGCCGAACAUUUUGUACUGAGAUGGAACUUUGUCAAACGAGACAAAUACAAGCGAGACGAGGGUGUCGACUAUCUGUGUAUGUCUACUCGAGCAAAGGCGGAUGGCUCCAACCCGGACGAAGACCUCAUUGCGAUACAGAGGCCAAAACAUCCAGUGGGAAAGUAUAUCGAACAUCCCCUCAGUCCGCUCGAGGGCAAGGGUCUCCAGAACGCCGGCACUGUCCAUGCGCAGUUGGUUCGUAGCAGCGAUGACUGGAGCAGUGGCAUCCUCCUCGAUCACAGUAUUCAAACCGCCUACGUGGAAGUGAUCGAAAGUGCCCAGCACUAUGUCUACAUUGAAAACCAGUUCUUCAUCACCGCGACCGGCGAGCAUCAGUCGCCUGUCCACAACCGAAUCGGCCGAGCAAUAGUCAACGCCUGCCUCCGUGCUGCAAAGGAAAACCGCAAAUUCAGAGUCAUCAUCCUCAUCCCUGCCAUACCAGGCUUUGCAGGCGAUCUUCGUAGCGAUGCCGCCAUCGGUACAAGGGCCAUAAUGGAUUACCAGUACAAGAGCAUCAAUCGCGGUGAACAUUCCAUCUUUGGACAGCUGAAAGCGGCUGGGGUGGAUCCGACCCAGUACAUCUUCGUCUUCAAUCUGCGCGCUUACGACCGCAUCGACAAGACCCCGUCACUCAUUCAACAGGAGAAAGAGUCUGGAGUCUCCUAUCAACAGCUCCAGCGCGCCGAAGCAGAGGAGAUCAUGGGUAGCGGCAUCCAUGGCUAUGAAGGUGAAAAGACUGAGAAGGAAUCCCGCGGUACAGGCUCCCAUGUCAGUGAAGAUGAGCAACACGCCAUCAUCGACCGGAAACGUCGAUUCGAGGCUGCACGCAAGAAACUCGAUGUCAAAGACCCCGUCACCUCUGCCGAAUCGAUUGCCGAAGACGCCAUGGCUCGCGGCGGGCUCGUCAGCGAAGAACCAUGGGAGGGCGAACCGGAGGCCGAAAAGGACAACUUCGUGCAAGAGGAACUGUACAUCCAUGCGAAAUUGCUGAUUGCAGACGACAAGACGGUGAUUUGCGGGUCGAGCAACAUCAACGAUCGCUCUCUCAUGGGCUCGCACGACUCGGAACUCGCUAUCGUCAUGACCGACACCAAAGUUCUUGAGUCGACGAUGGACGGCAAGCCCUACCAAGCAGGCUACCACGCUGCCAGUCUCCGUCGGCAUAUUUGGCGCGAACACUUAGGACUGAUCGAAGCGCAGUCCGUGGACGCCUCGAAUGACCCUAACGCUCAGCCGCCAACCGUCUGCAUGAACGACGAGUACUCCGGUGAAGAAUGGGAGUUUGUCGCCGACCCCUUGUCUGACGUGCUGUGGGAAAAAUGGACAACCCAAGCGACGACCAACACUGACGUCUACCGCUACCUGUUCCGCGCAGACCCGGACAACCAUAUCAAGACGUGGAAGGAUUACGACGACUUUGCACCCCGCAAGACGAUCAAACAGGGCCAUCUGCACGAUCCUCAUAUGCCGGUAGAGCUUGUCCGGAAGGAACUGGACAAGAUUAGGGGACAUCUCGUUUGGAUGCCCCUAGAUUUCUUGUGCGAGGAAGAGAUGGCAGAGAGAGGUAUACAAGUUAAUGCGUACACCGAGAGUGUAUACACUUGAUUGAAGAUUCAAAACAACGUGCCUCCGCAGCUGGAACAGGGACUUUAGGGGAACGGGAGGCAAGGUAGGCUCGGGCUAUUCUCAUUCAGAUGCUCGGUGAGUGGUGAGGUAAGAAUGACGCUCAUGGUGCGUGCAUACCGUGCACAAAGCGGGAAACUGAUCGAUGGUGCGCUUGGGGAGGGAGGGGGGUUUGCCAAAAUUCCCAUCAAUGUCGCUGGGAUUGGUAUUACUGCGGCUGCGGGCAGUCAGGCCUGAUGACGGGUCAAAAGGUAGGGAUGGUGCCCAGGGCAGGAAGAUUGAGAAAUUGCCAUGUCGUGGCGCAUCGACUGUUGAUGCUUCAGAACACUAUUUUCCUCUGCCUCUGUCUCUGUCUCUGUCUCUAGGUACACCUCUCUUUACCCCUCUCGAGUCUCGAUCGCCUCGCCCCUCAGGAGAGCGGGACAGAUUUGUCAUUUCCUCCCUCUGCCUGUGUAUCGAAUUGAUUAAAUCGCCUCCUCGACGCGGGCUAGGGCUAGACAUCUCGACACGAUACGCCGCGAUCCAAAGGCUUUGCUUUCGUUUUACGAACAGUCAAACAUCCAGGGUGUUGGGUGUCCG
Messenger RNA from Cladophialophora immunda, 3445 nucleotides. RefSeq lists its product as hypothetical. Gene Ontology annotation, molecular function: D-type glycerophospholipase activity. Bases 347 to 2848 code for a protein of 833 amino acids. Gene Ontology annotation, biological process: phosphatidic acid biosynthetic process; intracellular signal transduction; cell motility. NCBI's taxonomy places the organism in Eukaryota, Fungi, Ascomycota, Eurotiomycetes, Chaetothyriales, Herpotrichiellaceae. The transcript has 3 exons. The record is from RefSeq and is a predicted model, not a curated record.